Messenger RNA from Fomitiporia mediterranea MF3/22, 486 nucleotides. RefSeq names its product kinase-like protein. Gene Ontology annotation, biological process: protein phosphorylation. The annotation marks the transcript as partial. The record is from RefSeq and is a predicted model, not a curated record. Gene Ontology annotation, molecular function: protein kinase activity; ATP binding. The transcript is spliced from 3 exons. Lineage: Eukaryota; Fungi; Basidiomycota; Agaricomycetes; Hymenochaetales; Hymenochaetaceae.
UUCGUCAAGGAGCUCUAUGUGUGGUCCAAACUUGCUCAUGAAAAUAUUCUGCCACUUCUUGGAUACGUCUUGGAAGGAGACUAUCCUUCUGUGGUAUCGGAAUGGAUAGAAAAUGGCACCGUUACAAAGUAUUUGAAGCAUAACUCUUCUGCUGAUCCUGAAAAGCUGAUAUUGGGGAUAGCUGCUGGGAUGGAUUACCUGCAUGAUCAAGACAUUGUACACUCAGAUCUUAAAGCAGACAAUGUACUAGUCGGACCGUCCAGUCAACCUCUUAUUUGCGAUUUCGGGAUGUCUCGCACGUUGGCUUCUUCCUUGUCCAUUGAAGCCACCACCCUAAGCGAUGUGAGGGGAUCCGUCAGAUGGAUGGCCAUUGAGCUUCUAGAUAUCAAUCUUGAUUCUCUCCACACGAAGGAGACAGAUGUCUGGGCAUUCGGCAUGACUGUCUACGUAUGUUUUUCGGUAACGUUUUCCGAAUUACGAAAUUGA